UCCGAAGCAGCUGAGGAUACAUGUAGCGGUGAAACACGACAAACGUAGCCGGUGAUACUUUGAUUUAAAGUACUUCUGCUUGAAUGUAUCCAUUAUGAACACACCUUAAAAACAGUCGUCUUAUUUAAGUCUGCAGCGGAACUAAUGGAGAGUUAAGACUGUUAUUAGCCUACUAUAGGGUUUGCUGAAUUCCAUCACAACCAAACUUAGAACUAGUGUGCCAGUGUGCUAAAAUGCCUACUGAGGUAAAGCAGAGGAAGAAGUCACCUAAACAAAGUGAUGAAGUGUCGGAAACGUCGGCUUCAAAUGGUAAAGAUGAAGAUAAAAAAAACAAAACGCAAGCUGGAAACUACGCAGCAGCAAAUAAGACAUCUUCGUGUUUUGAUACGAGAAGUAUAAUGUGCUUAUUGUCGCUAGCUGCAUGUGGAGCUUUGAGUUGGAUGGUGCUGCAACAGAACGAGAGGUUCUCGGCAAUGGAGGAAAAGUUCAAACUGUUACAUGGGAAGACUUCAAGUCUGUUUAACAUGGAGGAAGAAGUGCUUAAAGUUUCUAAAAAGCUUGCCGCCUCUGAGGACGACCUGCAGGAAGCGCUCUCCACCGUCUCCUUGGCAACAAGACUCCAGCAGGACAUCUCCGCUCUCCACGCUUCUGUCAUGGCCAUGCAAGCCGACGAGAACUCUGCCGGCCGUGACCUGCAGGCCGUCAACGCCCACUUCCUCAACGUAACGGAGACGUGGCAGGAACGUCUGGCCGCCAUCUCCUCUGACCUGGCUGCUCUCAAGGCCGAGUCCCGGGAAGCCCACGCUGGAGCCACAGACCAGGUGAACGAGGCCGAACGGAGGGCCCGGUUGCUGGAAGAGAGGUUGGAGGAGCUCGAGGACAGCACCAAGAGGAAUGCCCGCGUUCUGGAGCGCACAGAGGAGGACGACACUAAGCGAACACAGGAACAUUUAGACUGGAACACCAAGCAGAUCCACAACCUGGAGGUGCAGAUCAGCAGCCUGAGCAAGAAGGAGGCGGAGCUCAGCGCUCAGCUGGAGGAGCACAUCCCCCGGGCACAAGAGUGCGAGAAGCACCUUCCGCAGGUGGAGGAGGCUGUGCGCUCCAUCCUGAGGCUCGGGGGUGACCUGAGUGGGGCGGAGAAACGUCUCGAGGAGGUGACGUUACAGGUGUUUGGGACUGAAGACAGCAUGUUGAAAGCCCUGAAUGAAAUCCUGGAGAUCAGGCAGGAGCUGGACACACUGCACGCCCAAAACAGCAUCCUCAAGAUGAAGAAUGAGCUCUCCGUGGUCAAGGAGGCAGUCCGUGAACUCACCAUGGUCCUGAAGGAAAAUACGAUCGACAGCCAGCGGGACGCUUUAGAGGAAGAAGGCUGGAAGGAGGAGGAGGAGGAGGAGGAGGAGCCCUGGGAGGAAUGGGAAAAAGAUGAAGAAACGACUCAACCUCUUCCUGGUGACAUCACUGAAUGAUGUCACUCCUUUGAGUCGACUAGGGAAAAGGAGUGUCUCUGAAUUUUCUGCCAAAGACUAAAAGACUUACGUGAAUGUUUUUCAAUAUGAGCACCUCAGUCUCACGUCAUUGCAUUAAAGUUUCCUGAUUUCAACAUGAACUCUGGUGCACGUGCCGUGUAUAAGACAAGCGCAGUCUAGACUAUUUAUUACAAUGUUUGUUUAAUGUGCUUUGACAGCUUUUAGGUUUCUUCAGUAUUUGUUUAAAUCACAUACCGUUACUUUCAAGCCAGCCAUUUGAACUAAAACACAAAUAUAGCAACAUGUGGGUGAGUCUUUCCUGAUAAAGCCACACGAGAGCUUUCAGCGAUUAAUCCUCAUGGUUUUUUUUUUUUUUUGCUUUUCUUGUCUUUUUCAUUUGUACAUUUGGAUUUUUUGAGUUUCCAUUGGAUGUUUGGAGGAGACGAAGCGAUUUCAUGACGUCUCAAGCUUAAAGAAAUACGUUUUUAUAUAUGCCUGACCUUUUGUAGACCAAACACAAAUCAGUUAUUUGAUCAUAAAAUAAACUGAUCAGUAGAAUGUAUUUUUCCUAUGAGUCAGUGUUAUCUGAACUUAUU
Molecule: messenger RNA, 2065 nt
Organism: Labrus mixtus (cuckoo wrasse)
Lineage: Eukaryota; Metazoa; Chordata; Actinopteri; Labriformes; Labridae
Gene: ikbip
Product: IKBKB interacting protein
Exons: 3
Coding region: 234-1469 (411 amino acids)
Source: RefSeq, a predicted model, not a curated record